Messenger RNA from Mesorhabditis belari, 462 nucleotides. NCBI's taxonomy places the organism in Eukaryota, Metazoa, Nematoda, Chromadorea, Rhabditida, Rhabditidae. The record is from the annotation of a GenBank genome assembly.
AUGCAGCCUCUGUAUUGGCUGUUGUUUCUCGGAACCGCGGCGAUCACUUUUGCUCAAGACGAGGACAAUGGAGAGGCGAUAGCAAUCCUCGAGGAAAUCAACAAAAUGAACGAGCCGGCCGAAUAUGACACAUAUUACAUGGAAAAACGAGCACCAAUGGAUCGAUCCAGCAUGGUCAGAUUUGGAAAGCGUGCCCCAAUGGACAGAUCGUCGAUGGUCCGAUUCGGCAAGCGGGCGCCAAUGGAUCGAUCCAGUAUGGUUAGGUUCGGUAAACGAGCCCCGAUGGACCGAUCGUCGAUGGUGCGUUUCGGCAAGCGGGCACCAAUGGAUCGAUCCAGUAUGGUCAGAUUUGGCAAACGAGCUCCAAUGGACCGAUCGUCAAUGGUUCGAUUCGGCAAGAGGGCACCGAUGGAUCGAUCCAGUAUGGUUAGAUUCGGCAAACGAAGUUCCGAUGACAGCAUG